AUGCUGACCCCUCUCUUGCCUGGUAUCAUCACUAGGUCUUCCCCUGUCCCCAGGGAUAGCCACCGGAAGCUUGAGCUGGUACCCAGACCUUCAAGCUACAAGAAGAAAAAGAAGACAAGGAAACAGCUUCAGCAAGAAGCCAGCAUCCAGACCUUCACCAGGGCUGGCCUCAGGGCCCUGCGGGCUGGUCAGGCUCAGGAGGCCUUGGGCAGCUUCCAGAAGGCCUUUCUGCUGGCCUCCAAGGUCCCAUCCACCAGAAGUAGCCCUGUUCUUCGAGCCUGUGCCUUCAACCUGGGGACUGCCUAUGUGGAGAUCGGGAACGCAGCCAAAGGACUGGAGCUACUUCUGGGAGCCCAUCCUGAAGAGAAGUGCGAAGGCUGGUGUCAUGGUGACCAGUGUUUCAAUGUGGCUUUGGCCUAUCAUGCCCUUGGUGAACUGACCCAAGCUUUGGACUGGUACCACAGGGCUCUGGGCCACUACCAGUCACAGGGGGACCAUGGGGAAGCACAGGCAAAAAUGGGAGCCUGCUACCAGACCCUGGGGCGCCCUAAGCAUGCAGCCUGCAGUUUACAGAAAACAAGCUGGGCCUAUGCUCAUGCAGGCCAACUCUGGGAUGCAGCCCUGGCUCAGGCGGCUGCAGAGAGAUGUAUGCUGAGCACUGGGCAGCAUGGACUGGGUGGGGUCCUGAAUGCUCUGGGGGAGAGCCGUGAACUUGCUGAUGCUGACCAGAGCGCUGACCGGGGACUGCUGGGGCCACUCUACAAUGAUCUAGGCAUGGGUUUCUUCCAGCUCCAGCUCUUCCCUCUGGCAGCAGAGACCUUCCUGCAGGCCCUACCCCUGUGUCGACAGCCAGCCGAGCAGGCGACGGUGCUUCAAAACCUUGGGAUGACCUACAAUGUCCUUGGCAGCUAUCAAGAAGCCCAAGAGUUUCACCAGAAGGCUGCCGAUCUACAUGGCUCUGUGGGCCAGCGUUUGGAGCAAGGUCGGAGCUUUGGCGGGCUGGCAUUUUCACUGAGCCAGAUGGGGGACCACAGGGCUGCUCGGGACAGCUAUUUUCAUGCCCUGCAGGCUGCCCAAGACACUAGGGACGUGAAGGGACAGUGGCAGGCCUGUGAGGGCCUUGGGGCAGCUGCAGCCAGACUGGGGCAACAUGAUAAGGCCUUGAAAUACUAUAAGGAAGCCCUGGCCCGGUGUCAGCACGAACCGGGUUCUGUGCGAGAGCGACUUGUGGCCAAGCUGGCGGAUGCCAUGCGGACCUUCUUGACUCAGGAGAGACUAUCCCGGGCUCCUAUCCUGCCCUCUGCUCCUGGAAGGCUCCAGGCCAAGGGGAAGGCCUCCCCGGCAGCAAGGACCUCCGCCAGGUGAGCUGGGUAGGUGGGGGAGGUGCCCCGUGAGGAGAAAGAGACAGAGGGAGUGGCGAACAUGACCCCGUCAGGACCUCAGCGACAGGACGGCUUGGGAGCCGCAGUUCAUCUUCCGUCUGGAGGCCUGAGUCCCAAUCAUCACCCCGCCAUCACAGCACCCAACCCGCUCCAAGUCCAUAGGUGGACCAAGCAAGCCCUCAGCAGGAAGCCCCAGAAGACAUGUGCCCACUCUGGCUUCUGCACCAUCAUGUGA
Messenger RNA from Mesocricetus auratus (golden hamster), 1617 nucleotides. It is a transcript of the gene Ttc24, whose product is annotated as tetratricopeptide repeat domain 24. Gene Ontology annotation, molecular function: protein binding. The record is from RefSeq and is a predicted model, not a curated record. The transcript has 9 exons. Lineage: Eukaryota; Metazoa; Chordata; Mammalia; Rodentia; Cricetidae.